Naegleria lovaniensis is the source of this 330-nucleotide messenger RNA. RefSeq lists its product as uncharacterized. NCBI's taxonomy places the organism in Eukaryota, Heterolobosea, Eutetramitea, Acrasida, Naegleriidae. The coding region runs from base 1 to 330 and encodes 109 amino acids. The transcript has a single exon. The record is from RefSeq and is a predicted model, not a curated record.
AUGAGCAAUUCGGAAGUGAAAGACCAAGCCAAUAACGAUUCAAAUGUUGCGUAUGACUCUAAUAAUUCGACACCGUUUUAUUUCUAUGAAAAAUUAAGUGGAAAUAAUGACAAUGAAUUUAAGAGGCCAAAGUUAAUGCCUCCUCUUUCAUGGGAAAAUCUUGUACCUCCUUCCGAGGUCUUUGAAAAAGAGAUUAAUAAGUUUGGCAGUACUCUAAGCACGGAAAGAAAAGGGGAAAAAACAGAUGAAAAUAGUGAACAAAUUUUAGUGGAUUUUGAUUAUUUAAAUGCAUUGUCGGAAAUGCCAAAUAUUGAGCCAUUAAAAGGUUGA